Messenger RNA from Clunio marinus, 1370 nucleotides. NCBI's taxonomy places the organism in Eukaryota, Metazoa, Arthropoda, Insecta, Diptera, Chironomidae. The record is from the annotation of a GenBank genome assembly.
CAUUUCUCUCAUUGUGAAUCUAAACCUCGUCAAGUCAGCAUCGUGCUUCGAGAAUAUAAAAAAAUUAAAAGCGUUUAAAACAAUUUAAUUAACUAAAAACAUAUAAAAAAUGGAUCCAAUCGCAACAGAAACUAAAGAAACUCCAGUCGUUGACAGCAAAGUGACUGAAAAGGUCGUUGAAGAUGUUGAGGAUACACCAGUAGUUGCAUCUGGCGAAGACAAUGAAACAGUUCCUGCCGAAGAUGCUGCACCAACUACAACAGAAAAGGAAGAAGUUGCUGCUGUCGAAUCAUCAGGUGAUGCUGAAGUUACUGAAAAUGGCAAUGGUGAGGCUAAAGCUGCUGAACCAGUUGAGGAAACUGAAGAAUCAGUAAAACGAAAAGUUGUCGAAGUCGAAGAUGACACAGAGGUGCCCGAAAAGCGUGCCAAAACAGAUGAAGUUGAGGCAGUCAAGCCUACAGAAGAGGAAGCAACAGCUUAAGCAAGUCUCGCCAACCACCGGUCUACACAGCGAAAUAAAAAAAAUUUAAAAAACCCAACAAAAAAAAAAGAAAGAAAGCAGAAGAAAAGCUGUAUUAAAACAAGCAAAAUGGUAAAAACACGAUAAACAUCUUCAAACGCAUCAGUAAAUUUACUUAAAAGUUAAAGCAUAAGUUAGUAUUUUUUUUAUUUAUGAAGUAAAAUGUUUUCUUCUUAAGUGUUGACAAAAAGAAACAAUUAAACGAUACGAAAGAUGUUCAAUGAAAACGUUUCAAUGCAGGAUACUAUAGCAAGUUAAUUUUACGAAACAUGUUCGGUUUAAGGAAAAUUUAGGAAAAGAGAAAGAACUCAACAUGUUUUCAUGAUUUUUCAGAGGGACUUAAAAUCACUUUAAAAAUGAUUGAAAACAAAAAGAAAAUAUCAAAAAAAAAAUGUCAUUUUCACCUCUUUAACAAUUCUCUCUUAACUUUAAUGAACAAAAAUUAUUUUCAAUUGGAAACGAAAGAAACUACACAUUUUACUUAAGUCUAGUUGUGAAAACAUUCCUCGGCAAAGAAAAAUAAUAAUAAUAUUAAUAUCAAUAUCCUUACAAUUCUCGAAGCAUCAAAAGCGACUUGCACAUGAUAGCAAUUCAAUUUUUUUCUCAUUUUUCCAAUAAUUAUUAUAAUAAACACGAUGCAGAUUAGACAAAAGAAAAAUCAAAUCAAAAGAAAUUCAGCCAAAAUCACCGAAUGUAAAUUCAAAUCUUAAUUAUCUAAAUAAAGCCAAGAAAAUGGAUUUUUUUACACAAGAAAUUUUCUCCUUUUUCCAACCUUUAUAAGAAAAAAAAAAUGAAAGAAAGAAAUGAAAUAAACAAUAAAUGAAGGACUUGUAAUCUCAAAACUUAAAAA